AAAAUCGAAGAGUGCCGUGAAGGAGCUGUGCAGUGCUUUUAGAACGAAUAAACGUCGAUUGUAGUUUUUUCAAGCCUCGCCGCUUUCCGAAGUUAGCAGACGAAAUUCGGAGAAAGAAAAAUCGCUUUCAAUGGCGUCCUUAUGUGCAAGAUUAGUGCUAAAUGCAGCUAAGCGCAAUGUUUCCUACACACCCGUGAGAUUCUGUAAAAUGAUGAACGAUCCGAUCGAACAUGCUACCGGACUCGAGAAACGUGAACUGCUGGCCCAUCAAGCCGGUGAUACCGAUCCCUUCGAUAUGCGAGUGUUCAAACGUGGACCUGGAACCAAAGACAAGCCGAAUCUGAUUCCAUCGGCUUUCGAGUCACGCCUGGUUGGUUGUGUCUGUGAGGAAGAUCAAACCUAUGUUCAGUGGAUGUGGCUGCAUCAGGGUCACCCAAAACGUUGUGAAUGCGGACACUGGUUCAAACUGGUCGAGAAGGCCCCCAUCUAAGAAGGAGCUUUUAUUAAAGAUGUAAUUGUAGAGCUAACACGCGUAUGUUAAACGGAAACAAAAAAUAAAUACAAAUGAGUAAUCUAAAAAAGCAACAACGCAACUUCUUCAUAGCAAGUCAUAGCCGCAAAAAUAUGCAAAACUAUACUUAAUAGUAUUAACAUUAUGUGGCAUACAUUUCGUUUUUUGCGCAGGUCAUUUCGUGUUUCCUAGAACACUGUUGCAAAACGAAAUGUCUUUCUAUUUUAUGUUCUUUAAAUGUUGACUCUGAAAAGGUUCACAGUACGGCUAGUAAAUUGGUAUUAGUAUCAUUAGUUUGAUCAAUAAACUAAAUUACUAAAAUUUUAA
Malaya genurostris is the source of this 838-nucleotide messenger RNA. RefSeq names its product cytochrome c oxidase subunit 5B, mitochondrial-like. NCBI's taxonomy places the organism in Eukaryota, Metazoa, Arthropoda, Insecta, Diptera, Culicidae. The transcript is spliced from 4 exons. The record is from RefSeq and is a predicted model, not a curated record. Bases 131 to 490 code for a protein of 119 amino acids. Gene Ontology annotation, biological process: mitochondrial electron transport, cytochrome c to oxygen. Gene Ontology annotation, cellular component: mitochondrial envelope.